Ipomoea triloba (trilobed morning glory) is the source of this 1237-nucleotide messenger RNA. Its product is annotated as pectin acetylesterase 8-like. Gene Ontology annotation, cellular component: plant-type cell wall. The transcript has 13 exons. Gene Ontology annotation, molecular function: pectin acetylesterase activity. Gene Ontology annotation, biological process: cell wall organization. NCBI's taxonomy places the organism in Eukaryota, Viridiplantae, Streptophyta, Magnoliopsida, Solanales, Convolvulaceae. The record is from RefSeq and is a predicted model, not a curated record. Bases 104 to 1237 code for a protein of 377 amino acids.
UUCAUACUCCAGCAUCGAAUCUCCCAUCUGACUCACAGCCAGCCAGCGCACUCCUCGCUUGUUUCGGUUAGAUCAAUAGAAAUUGCAAAUUAAAAUUGAUCAGAUGGCAACAAUAGCUGCAGUAAUUUUACUGCUUGGCUUCAUCCUCACUCCUCUUCAGGCUAAUAAUGUUUCUAUCUCAUGGGUUCAAAACGCCACCGACAAAGGCGCAGUUUGUUUAGAUGGAUCUCCAUCUGCAUAUUAUUUUGACAAAGGCCAAGGGGAGGGAGCCAAUAACUGGCUCAUUUACUUAGAAGGGGGAGGUUGGUGCGUUAAUCAAACAGACUGCCUAGUGCGCACUACAUAUAGUCGAGGUUCUUCCAAGCAUAUGCAACAAUCUAUCGACUUUAUAGAUUUUCUUUCAAACAAUUUCACAAAAAAUCCAGAAUUCUACAACUGGAAUAGAGUCUAUGUUCCAUACUGUGAUGGAUCGUCGUUUACGGGUGAUAUUGAAGCACCUGACACGGUGACCAAUGUGACAUACAGAGGUGCUAGAAUUUUUAAAGCCACGAUGGACGAUCUAUUGUCUAUGGGAAUGAAUUGUGCCGAAAAUGCACUUCUUACUGGUUCUUCAGCGGGGGGAUUGGCAACAAUGAUACAUUGUGAUCGAUUUCGAGAACUCCUCCCACUAUUUGCUAGAGUAAAAUGUCUCCCAAUCGCAGCGUAUUUUGUGCACGAGGAAAACCUAUUGGGGAGCAAACAAUUUGAGCCGGCAUUUGAUGCAUUGAUUGAUUUACAUGGAUCAGCCGGAGUGCUACCUCCACUGUGCACUUCAAUAAUGAGGCCGAGUCUUUGCUUGUUCCCGCAAUAUCUAUUGUUGUUUGUGAAGACACCCGUUUUCAUAGCUAUGUCAGCAUUUGACCAAAUCCAGAUAAGGAUGAACUUGUUUCGUGAAGACGAAGUGUGCUUAGUAAGCCACAAUUGCACCGAUGAUCGGAAGGUGGCAAUGCAAGAAUUGAGAUGGGAUGUAUUAGCUGCACUGCCAAAAGCUCUUCCAUUAUUUAGGGGGAUGUGGAUUACUAACUGUAUUGCUCAUCAUUUGAUUUACUUUUCAACGCUAAAAAUCAUAGGGAACAAGACCUAUGCUGAGGUAUUUCACGAUUGGUAUUUCGAUUACAAUUACUUGCAAGUGAUUGAUACAACUUUAGAGCCAAGAGAUUGCUCUGAAUAUGGCAUAUAUCCUCAAGCAUUGAAUUGA